UGGGGACCUCAGUCGAUGAGCUGAGGCGAUGGGCUCCGAGGCCACGCAGCUAGUGGAGGCUGCCGACUUCGCAGCUCGCAAGCACCGACUGCAGCGGCGGAAGGACCCCGAAGGGACACCCUACAUCAACCACCCUAUCGGUGUGGCUCGGAUCCUGACCCAUGAGGCGGGAGUCACUGACAUUGUGGUGUUACAGGCCGCGCUGCUCCAUGACACAGUGGAGGACACAGACACCACCCUGGAUGAGGUGGAGCUGCACUUCGGGGCACAAGUGCGGCGCCUGGUGGAGGAGGUGACAGAUGACAAGACUCUGCCCAAGCUGGAGAGAAAGCGGCUGCAGGUGGAGCAGGCUCCCCACAGCAGUCCCGGGGCUAAACUGGUGAAGCUGGCAGACAAGCUGUACAAUCUGAGGGACCUGAAUCGCUGCACCCCAGAGGGAUGGUCUGAACAUCGAGUCCAGGAGUACUUCGAGUGGGCAGCGCAAGUGGUGAAGGGGCUUCAGGGAACAAACCGACAGCUGGAAGAGGCUCUAAAGCGGCUGUUUAAGGAGCGGGGGCUGACACUCUGAGCAGUGCUUGCAGCCACCAGGUGGCCCAGACUUCAGCCUCCUCUGGCCAGAAAGGAAUCAUAUUCCAACCUUUUGGUGCCUCUGGAUCUCACUCCCUGAUUUAUUCAGCCCAGAUAUCUCUCAAUGUUUCCUGCCAACUAAGCUGAGCCCUGGAUUGAGGAAAUCAGAUGCAGCUCAUCCAUUUCUAACGCAUUUACUGCCCUUUCUCCUUGGGUCUCUUUGCUAUUUUGCAUGGGCCAAAACCCUGCCCCCCUGCCCCCCCCCCCCCGGGGACUUGGGCUUAUAUAAACACUCGUUCAUAAGUCAUGGAAAAUAAAACAUUUUGGGUAAAGGUUUAA
Molecule: messenger RNA, 906 nt
Organism: Leopardus geoffroyi (Geoffroy's cat)
Lineage: Eukaryota; Metazoa; Chordata; Mammalia; Carnivora; Felidae
Gene: HDDC3
Product: HD domain containing 3
Exons: 4
Coding region: 29-568 (179 amino acids)
Molecular function (GO): guanosine-3',5'-bis(diphosphate) 3'-diphosphatase activity
Source: RefSeq, a predicted model, not a curated record